Volvox carteri f. nagariensis is the source of this 1627-nucleotide messenger RNA. RefSeq lists its product as uncharacterized. Gene Ontology annotation, biological process: cyclic threonylcarbamoyladenosine biosynthetic process. The record is from RefSeq and is a predicted model, not a curated record. The transcript is spliced from 9 exons. Gene Ontology annotation, cellular component: plastid. NCBI's taxonomy places the organism in Eukaryota, Viridiplantae, Chlorophyta, Chlorophyceae, Chlamydomonadales, Volvocaceae. Bases 1 to 1365 code for a protein of 454 amino acids. Gene Ontology annotation, molecular function: tRNA threonylcarbamoyladenosine dehydratase activity; ubiquitin-like modifier activating enzyme activity.
AUGAGCGACGACUGGCGGUCCAAAUCGCUCUAUCUCACAGCAGGAGCGCUAAUUGGAGCGGGAGCAGCUUACGUAGCUUACAGCUAUAUCGGCGUCAGGAGGGCCGCCGCCGCGCAAGCAGCCUCCAAUAUCCCAGCGAAGUGCAACGUGCCGGGUGGAGCUUCACUUGAAAAGUUUCUACAAGAUGAGGUUCUAACCGAGCAGCUUACACGAAACGUCCAGUUUUUUGGUGAAGAAGGCCAACUCGAAAUUGCAAAAUCGUUCGUCAUUAUUGUGGGCCUUGGAGGUGUUGGCAGCCAUGCGGCCCAUCUGCUGCUGCGCUCCGGGGUGGGUCGCAUGCGGCUGAUUGACUUUGACCAGGUGACCCUCUCCUCCCUGAACCGCCACGCGGUGGCCACCCGCGAGGACGUGGGAACCCCUAAGGCCACGUGUCUGGAGAAGCACUUCCGGAGGAUUCUGCCCGAGUCGCACAUUGAGGCAGUCGUUCAGAUGUACACGGCAGAGGCGGAGGACGAGCUGCUGGGGGGCCAACCGGACUUCGUGAUUGACGCCAUUGACAACAUCGACACCAAGGUAGCGCUGGUCGCUGCCUGCCAGCGACGGGGCCUGCGGGUCCUCAGUGUGGCGGGGGCGGGCGCCAAGGCGGACCCCACCCGCCUCAAGUUCGUGGACAUCUCGGAGUCCUCCGUGGACCCCUUGGCGAGAGCACUCAGGACGCGUCUCCGCAAGCAGCACGGGGUGUUUGGCGGCAUCCCGGUGUUGCUGAGCACCGAGAAGCCCCGCUGCAAGCUGGUCAGUCUGGCGGACAUGGAGACCGGCAACCCCCUGGACUACCAGAUCGUACCCAACUUCCGAGUCCGCACCAUCCCCGUGCUGGGCACCACUCCUGCCAUAUUCGGCAUGGCGGCAGCGGGCUACGUGCUGUGCAGCCUGGCGGGACCCAGCCAUGCCAUAGAGGGGGAGCCCAUCAUCAAGCUUACUGCCGUACAGUACGAGCGAGCCUUGGAGCGGUUGCGAGACAGGGAGCGAGCAAGGUUCGGCAGCGACGAGGGCGUUGCAGUGGACCUGGACGACAUUGUGUUUCUGCUGCGGGAGGCUUGGAGGGGGUUCAGUGCGCGGGAGCCGCAGCGGGUAGUGGCGCCCGGGGGCGAUAAGGGCCUUAUGCGAAGCACGGCCCACCUCACCUUCACAAGGUGGGAUCCAAACAAGCCCUGUACCGCGGACAACCUGGUGCUUCUGGCGGGGCCUGAGGCGGACUCUCACGAUGCGCUACCGUCAUUAGACGUGCUGCGGUCCUCGGAGCCGGAGCUAGUGGCGAGGGUAGAAGCAAUCCUUGACCGGGUGAAGAGGGAGCUAUUCUUCUAAGAGCGCAGGUGCUCCCCGCGUGACUUCCGAUGGCAUAGCUGGCCAGGACUGCAACUGUGAUUGCUACUGCACGCAAGGUGCACACCUGUGGCUGUGUUGCCCGGGGGUGGCCGUGUGCACCGCGGGCAGGCUUCUUGCGGGCGGGCUUCCCCGCUUAGGAGUUUUGGAAACGGCAGACCCAGACAGGGCGGAAAUGCAUAUGCCCGACAAACACAUACGUGGGUGAACGGCAUCGCAGGACAUUCGUGUAAGACGUACGGAG